GUACUUGACAGUUAUAUGAAUGAUUCUGGCAUUGCAAUUUGCAAACUAUUAGGUACGGUUUUAUUUUAUUCAACAUGAAUAAUAAAACAGGCUUUAAAAUCACGUCUUUUAUAUGUAAUCAUUAUUUUAAACGCAAUUUAAAUAACAAUGUGGCUAGUAUAACCAGAAUUCACAGAGAAGUAUUUACAAGAAUGUAUCCCACUAAAGUUGUUUUGGCAAAUGGAGCUUCAAUUAAUAUCAGAUACCACGAACCGAGGAAAAUAAUAAAAUUACCUUUAGAUAUGACUACAUUAUCAGAAGAUGAAAGAAAAGCAAGACUUGAAAAAAGGAAACCAAAAAGGAAGAUCAAAAUAACUGAAAUUGUUGAAGACAACUUCAAUGCAAAAAAGUACUUAAAAUAUAUAAAGAAAUGAUACAAAAAUAAGAGUUAUGAUUAAUGCUGAAUACAUUGUAGGAAAUACUUAGAAUAAAUUAAACUUAAUCUUUA
Pararge aegeria (speckled wood butterfly) is the source of this 487-nucleotide messenger RNA. RefSeq names its product 39S ribosomal protein L55, mitochondrial (gene mRpL55). Bases 75 to 413 code for a protein of 112 amino acids. The record is from RefSeq and is a predicted model, not a curated record. The transcript is spliced from 2 exons. Gene Ontology annotation, molecular function: structural constituent of ribosome. Gene Ontology annotation, cellular component: mitochondrial large ribosomal subunit. Lineage: Eukaryota; Metazoa; Arthropoda; Insecta; Lepidoptera; Nymphalidae. Gene Ontology annotation, biological process: translation.